UAUUUUUUCAUUAAUCAGAGCAAACGAAUCUCAUGUAUAUAUAUAUAUAUAUAUAUAUAAUUUCAAAUAAGUAAGUGAUCAAGCUUCUUCCAAACUACUUUCUAGUUUAUCUCUCUCUUUCUCUCUCUAAACACAGAAACAGGACCAAAGCGUUUUCGGACCGGCACUGGAGAAAAGCAAGCUUGGUUAUAAAUUAACAUGGCUGUUGGUUACCAGAUCUGGCUCUAUCUUAGCUUACUAGUUUUGGUACUUUUGCUUGUUUUGGGAUUCUUGACCGUUCUUUCUUACCAAAAGAAGAAAAAGGAAAUCAACAACCCUACCUCUGCUUCUGAUUCCUCUUCUUCUUCUUCUGAAUCCUCCCCUUCUGAAGAGGAAGAAGAAAAGUAUGACAUAUUUCUUAGUUUCAGAGGUGAGGACACUCGUUGUGGUUUUAUUGGACAUCUUUAUGAUGCUUUGUGUAAAAAAAGUAUCCACACCUACAUGGAUGAGCAAACUCUUGAAAGUGGUCAUGAAAUUUCACCGACGCUUAUGAAGGCGAUUGAGGAAUCAAAGAUUUGCAUAAUAGUUUUGUCCCAAAACUUUGCAUCUUCUACAUGGUGUUUAGAUGAAUUAGUACAUAUACUUAAAUGCAAGAGAAAUGAGAAUGUCAUACCCAUCUUUUAUGGCAUAGAUCCAUCCAUUGUACGGAAACAGAAAGAUAGUUAUGCGAAAGCAUUCGCUGAUCAUGAACGUCGUUUUAGAGACAACAAAAAAUGGAGAAGGUGAAGCAGUGGAGGGAUGCUCUAAAAGAAGUGACUGAUCUGUCCGGUUAUGAUUCCAAAAAUUUUAGGUAUGAGUGCAAGCUAGUUGAAGAAGUUGUUGGAGACAUUUUAUUGAGAUUGGCUAAAUACCAAUUAACAAAUUAUGGGAACCUCAUUGGAAUUGAAGAGCCUGUCAAGGAAAUUGAAUCAUUAUUAAGCAUUGGCAAAAUGGAUGGUGAAAUGGAUGCUCGCAUCAUAGGUAUUUGGGGUAUGGGCGGUAUCGGUAAGACCACCCUUGCCAGCAUUGUAUUUCAAAGAUGUUCAUAUUCUCGUUUUGAUGGUUAUUGCUUUCUUGAGGAUAUUCCAGAAGAAACUGAUAAUAUAUAUCAUAUGAGACGUAGAAUUCUUUUUGAGUUGUUAAAGGAUGCAAAUCUCCUAUGCACAGACACUCCAGGUGUAGGGUCAAGAUUUAUUUAAGAUAGAAUCCGCCAUAAAAAAGUCUUUAUUGUUUUAGAUAACUUGAAUGGGAGAAGAUCUAAAUUGCAAGAAUUAUUUGAAGGAUAUCAAUUUGCGAAUGGAAGUAGAAUCAUUGUCACAAGUAGAGAUAAGCAACUGCUUAGGACGAUGGCUCAUGCAAUAUACGAGUCGAAGGGGUUAGAUCACCGUGAUGCACUUCAGCUCUUCUGUUUCCAUGCUUUUGGACCAAAUUCACUUGCAACAGGUUAUGAGGCUUUAAUAGAAAGUGUUGCACAUUAUGCAAAGGGCAAUCCAUUAGCUCUUAAAGUCUUGGGUUCUUCCCUUAAAUCCAAAAGCAUUAAAGAAUGGGAAAGUGCAUUGGAGAAGCUAAAAACAGACGCGGACCCUGACAUUCUAAAAGUAUUGAGAAUAAGUUUUGAUGGAUUAGGUGACAAACGCAUCCAAGAUAUAUUUCUUGACAUGGCAUGUUUCUUUACUGAUGGAAUGGUUAGAGAAGAUGUAGAAAGCAUAUUAAAUCGCAAUGAGCAUUCUGAUGCAACAAAUGAGAUAGGCGUUCUCAUCGAUAAAUCCUUACUGAUUGAUCGGACAAAAUUUGAUUUGGAAAUGCAUGAUUUACUGCGACAAAUGGGCCGACAAAUUGUUUGUGAUGAAAACAAAGAUGCAGGAAAUCGUAGUAGACUCUGGAAUACUAAGGAUGUCUGCCGUGUACUGGAAAGAAAUACGGGCACAUCUACAAUUGAAGGCAUUUUGUUGAAUCUGCGUGGCCCUAAAAGGGAUGUAAAUGUGAGCCGUACAGCAUUCUCAAAGAUGCACAAUCUACGAGUUCUUAAAAUAAUGCAUUCCUAUGUCAGAUACUAUGAUAAAUUAAACCACAAUCUUGAUAUAAAAGAAUGGCAUGAACACAUAUAUCUUCCUGAUGGGCUUGACUUUUUUAUUUCUGAUGAGAUAAGAUAUUUUCAUUGGGAUUCAUAUCCUUUGAAAUAUUUGCCAUAUUUAAGUCCAGAGAAUCUUGUUGAAUUUAUUAUGCGUGAUAGCCAACUUGAGCAGCUUUGGAACGAAGCCCAGCGACAGCCACCUGAGCUUGUGAAGUUAAAGAAGAUCAAUCUUAGUUUUUCUGAGCACCUUAUUCAAAUACCAAACUUGUCUCGGGCUAUAAAUCUUCAAGAGAUACAUCUUCGAUAUUGCACAAGAUUGGUUCAUAUUCCUCCAUUUUUUCGGAAUCUCAACAAGCUUCAGUUACUAGAUAUGACAGAGUGCAACAAUUUGGAAGAUGGCAUAGAACAUCUCCCAAUCAACCUAAGAUAUUUAACAAUGGAUGGGACAGCAAUUAAAAGUCUACCAGGAAGCAUUUGGGAGUUGAAAUAUCUGGAAGAGCUAUAUCUUUAUGGUUGCCCAAAUCUGAGAAAGAUUCCAGAAAUCUCGAAUCGUAUGGAAUGCUUGGUUAAAAUUGCGUUAGUUAGAACAGAGAUUGAAGAGUUACCCGAGUCAAUUGAACAUCUAACUGAGCUCAAAAUUUUAAUUCUCAAUAGGUGGCAUAAGAUUAAGUUUCUCCCAAACAGCCUGUGUAAAUUGUUGCAUCUUCAGCAGUUGGUGCUUGCGGAAUGUUCAUCACUUGAAGAAUUGCCUCCCCUUCCACAUGGUUUGGAAACUAUGGAUAUAGAAAAAUGUGAGAGAUUGAAAUCAACAGCAGAGCUUCCAUCAUCUUUACGUAGGUUGGAUGCAAACGAUUGCACAUCAUUGGAGACAAUAUCAAGUCGGGGGUCUCCACCCAAACCACCUUUUCGCCAUAAUGGUUGCAGUUAUUGGUUUAUGAAUUGUCUAAAAUUGGAUGAGGACACACGCAACAACGUAAUUGCUGACCGAGCACGCCUUCUUUCAUUGUCCGGUCAAGAUGAUGGACCGUAUUGUCAUUAUAUCAUGUAUCCAGGAGAUGAAAUCCCAGAAUGGUUCAGCUAUCAAACUGAUGGUGGGAAUUCUAUCAAUAUCCUCCUUCCUCCAAAUUGGUUUAAACUGCCAUUCAGAUUUGCUUUUUGCAUUGUUUUUUAUGAGUUGUAUAAUCAUGUUGGAACACAAGAAUUGACUACUGAAUUCGAAUUCAAUUUCAAAACCAAUACUAGGAACAGUGAUGACCGUCUUUACAAAUUUUGUGGUACUACUGACUGUAUUUUUCCUGUAACCACUGAUUCAGAUCAUGUGUAUAUUUUUUCCCGGACUUUGUCUCAUUCUGAAUUGUCAAAAGUGUCUGGGCCAAACUGGUCCUCCAUCUGUAGCAACAUUACCGAGGCUUCUUUCCGAGUAUCUUUCAGGGAUCGUAAGGAUCGCUAUUUGCGCAUUAUCAAAAAGUUAGGGUUGGUUUCAGUUCUGUAAUGCUGACUAUGGGUUUGAGGAACUAAAUGAAGAAAGAGCCCGUUCUAAUCAACCAAAUGGACACCAACACAACGGCGACUCACUUCCUCACAAUAAUUCCAAGAGAAUCAAGCUUAUGGGAUAAUAACCGUAUCUUUUCCAAAUGAAUAAGAAAUAUACUAAAAGCUUAGGUGGAGGUUUUCAAAAGGAGAGUGAUCGGAAAGAAGAACAAGAUUAGCGAUUGAAGAAGUGAUGAAGAAUAUUGCCGUUACUAUUGGGAGGCUCUAGAGGAGCUCCAAGAGAUGAUUUGCUCGUGGAGCUGAACCAUUGGUUUUGUUGAUCGGAAAAGGCUAACCAGCCAGCAAUGGCGAGCGAGGUGGGUUUUGAGAGUUGUGGAGUUGUUCUUUGUUAUGCAAGGGCGUGGAGUGUAGGGAAAAGAAACAGCCAUCAGGGACAUGUUCGAAAUACACUAAAAACUUCAGUGGAGAUUUUAUGAAAGAGAGUGAGCAGGAGGAAGAACAAGAUUAGCGAUUGAGGAAAUGAUGAAGAAGGUUAACGAUGAGGAUGGAUUCGUGUAGCCAGGAAGAAGGACAGUUUUACACUUCCUACUUUUGUUUUCUUAUAAACCAAACAAGAAGAGCAUCAGAAGGCAAUUUCUAUUGUGCAUUGUUUAUUAAUUUUGUGGAUUGGAAAAAAGCUGAGCAGCAGGCAACAGUGAGGGAGUGGAAUGAAGGAAAAGAAACAGUCAUCAGGGACAUGUUUGGCAAUCUUUUUAAGCAUUAUAUUUUUGAGUUUACGAUAAAUAAUCCAAGUAUGCUUUGUGUUA
Messenger RNA from Ziziphus jujuba (common jujube), 4389 nucleotides. Its product is annotated as disease resistance protein RPP2B-like. The record is from RefSeq and is a predicted model, not a curated record. NCBI's taxonomy places the organism in Eukaryota, Viridiplantae, Streptophyta, Magnoliopsida, Rosales, Rhamnaceae. The coding region runs from base 1365 to 3584 and encodes 739 amino acids. Gene Ontology annotation, molecular function: ADP binding. The transcript has 8 exons. Gene Ontology annotation, biological process: defense response.